AUUCCAUUCAACCACUUCUUCCUUCGUUUUCCUCCCUCGACCCGCCACACCUCCCAUUCACCGUCGCACGCAACCCUACUCUAUAGCCUCUUGUUCGAAUUUUUUCUAUAAUUUUUUGCUGUCUACUCGCCGAUCUAUACGUUUAUAUACCAUUCUCCCUCCCCAUUAUUAUCACCCACGCCUAGCCAGCUUUUUCCCGAUCCUUUCUUUCGCGGCCACUCAGGGGUCAUCCAUUCCUUGGCCUAGACGGUCUUUCUUGCUUGAAUCGGCGAUUUCCUUCGCUUAAUACCGUACGGCGGUCUCGCGCAGCCGGGUCGAGUUUUUAUAGCACCUGACAUUUCAGGCAACACCCGCGCAAAUUCACUAUGGCCGAUGAUCUGGACGCGGAGCUGCUCGCUCUGGCGGGUGACUCCUCAGACGAGGAGGCGUCCCCUCCCACAAAGCAGACAGCAGACUCUCCUGCUCCUUCUGCCUCUCCACGCUCACCAGACGCACCAUCUAGCAUGGCUCGCAAAGGUAUCGCAAAGCCUGCUCGACGUAGUCGAAAGUCGAGGAGAGAUGACGGUGAAGUGUCCGAUGGCGAGUCCCACGAUUCUCGGUCAGUCAGCAUGUCAGAGUCAGAUUCUGGUUCAGAUUCUGAGGGCUCAGCGCCUGGCGCUGAAGAUGAGGGUCCUAUAUUCCCUUAUGAUAAGCUCUAUUACUCGUCGAAAGACAAAGAGGACAUCAUGGGGAUGCCAGAAAUCCAGCGUGAACAGAUUUUGUCCGAACGAGCACAGCAAGUCGAUCGCCACAACCAGGACCUGGCUCUCCGCCGUCUUUUAGCGUCCCGUGAGCGUGAAGAAGCUCGCCAGGCGAAAAAGAAUAAGCGAAAGGCUAGUAUGGCAAGUCUCGAGGAUGGGCAGCGUAAGAGCUCGCGGCAGAAGACUACACUCGGUGGACGCAAGGUUGGAGAAGCGUCGGAUGCUAUAGAGGCCUACAAGAGACAGCGUGAACAGAAAGGGAAACGCGACGAACAGCGCCGCCGCGAUCCCGUCAAAGACCAGAGGUCUCGGACAAAGGAGGACAUCUCUGACGACGACGCAGAAGGAGAUAGUGAAGUGGAAUGGGAUGAUCGAGACCGCUCCCCAUCUCUCCCGAAGGACGACCCGCCUGCUGAACUCCGGGAUAUUCAGCGUACUCGUGUGGGCCGGAGCAACUUUGCACAAGUCUGUUUCUACCCUGGGUUUGACGAUGCCAUUUCUGGUUGCUAUGCUCGAGUCAAUAUCGGUCCGAAUAGGGACACUGGUCUGAAUGAAUAUCGCCUUUGUUUGAUUAAGAGAUUCAAUGAGGGACGGCCCUACGCUAUGGAAGGAUCAAACGGUCGGUCAUUCGUUACGAAUCAAUAUGCAGUACUCGCACAUGGCAAGGCAGAACGUGAAUUUCCCUUUAUUGCCUGCUCGGAUUCGCCCUUCAGCGAGGCCGAAUUCAGCCGUUACCGUCAAACUAUGGCCGUGGAAGACUGCAAAAUGGCAACCAAGUCAAUGCUCGCCGAUAAGGUCGCCGACAUCAACCGUCUAUUGAACCACAAGUUCACGAACGAAGAGUUGAACGAGAAACUGCGCAAGCAAGCGGGAGGAUUGGACUCGAAAACUCUGGUCUUCAAACGCAUGGAGACUGAGAAGAAUCUCCAGGUUGCCAAGGCUGCAGGCGAUGAAGCUGAGACUGAGAGGCUCCAGGCUAAGCUGAACGAACUCACAGGGCCAAAGCUCGCCUUUGGAACCACCGUUUCUAAGCCACGUGUUGAGAAGCAGUCUGAACAUGAGCGCCUUGCCGAGUUGAACCUGCGCAACCAAAAGCUCAAUAUUGAGAGCGUUCGCCGCGCACAAAUUGAAGAGAGGAAGGCUAGUCGAAAGGCGGCAGCCGCAGUUGCUCGAGGAGAGCAGACGGCAAACCCAUUUUUGCGGGUCAGAACUCACGCCAAAACCCACUACGAUGCCAAUGGCAACCCCAACACAGAUGAACCUAAGAGCAACGGUGAUGCCAGUCAGGAUGUAACCCCCAACGGUGGAACAACUACGCCCCGCCCAUCUGCCACACAAAAGAAAACGACCAAAGGUGGUGUCGCGGCCAUUCGUCACCGAAACAUGGAUGAUGAGAACAUUGCCGCUUUGGAUCUGGAACUAGACAUUGAGAUCUAGACGGUCAACACCCGACAGCCAGACCGCUGGUUGUCUACUCAUGUAUCAUAAGAUAAGGAUAAUCGGCCAAGAACUCUCAUGACCCGCCAACUGCUAUCAUUCGGCCAUUCAUUUCGACCAGGUUGAGCAACCGGCAUUACGAGUCCAUUCUUGCUGCAUUGACAUAAUUGGGAUGAUCUGAUUUUCGGCGCAAUACCAUUCGCAUGGGGUUUGUAUUAUUGAGCAAUGAGCAUUAAGAGCAAUAAAAUCUUUGCAUAGGCGGGAUGAAACGAUCUGUAACUACUUUAAGCAAUCUACAAUCUACAAUUCCAUCGGCGAUAAGCCCAUCUGUAAUUCUAAUCUCCAUCCAUCACGUGUGCU
Aspergillus wentii DTO 134E9 is the source of this 2537-nucleotide messenger RNA. RefSeq names its product RNA polymerase-associated protein. The transcript has 4 exons. Gene Ontology annotation, cellular component: Cdc73/Paf1 complex. NCBI's taxonomy places the organism in Eukaryota, Fungi, Ascomycota, Eurotiomycetes, Eurotiales, Aspergillaceae. The coding region runs from base 366 to 2177 and encodes 603 amino acids. The record is from RefSeq and is a predicted model, not a curated record. Gene Ontology annotation, molecular function: RNA polymerase II C-terminal domain phosphoserine binding; DNA binding.